Gastrolobium bilobum is the source of this 1763-nucleotide messenger RNA. RefSeq lists its product as uncharacterized. Lineage: Eukaryota; Viridiplantae; Streptophyta; Magnoliopsida; Fabales; Fabaceae. The record is from RefSeq and is a predicted model, not a curated record. The transcript has 10 exons. The coding region runs from base 194 to 1201 and encodes 335 amino acids. Gene Ontology annotation, cellular component: endoplasmic reticulum membrane.
CUGCUUCUUCAAUUUUUAUUUUGUUUCCUGUCAUAAUUUUUAUUUUUAUUUUGCAUAUGAUGAAAUUAUUUUUCAUUUUUUUAUGUAUGUUGAAUUGUAUGAUUUCUUUACUAGUAUGUGUUGUGUUGUUUAUUGUGAAAAUUCUAUCUGCUUCAUGACAGGGGUAAGAUAUUGGCAAUAGCUGCAGCAUCUUAUGGGAAUGGAGUAUAUGUAUCUUCUUGUCUCCUUCUUUGUGAUUGCAGUCUUAGGGUUUGUCUUUGUAAUCUUCUUUGAAGCCUAUAGAAGAAGAAAUAACCAUGAGCAUGUUGAAGUUCCGGCUAUUUUUGAGGAUCCUAAUUCAUUGAAACAGGUUCCUUGCCCACACAUUGUUGAUCCAGCUGCAAAGUAUAUCUCUUUGAUAAUUCCUGCAUUCAAUGAGGAGCAUAGGCUUCCUGGAGCUCUUGAGGAAACUAUGAAUUAUCUUCAACAACGUGCUUUAAAGGAUCCUUCAUUUUCAUAUGAGGUUAUAAUUAUUGAUGAUGGAAGUGUUGAUGGGACUAAAAGAGUAGCUUUUGAAUUUGUAAGGAAAUUCACUGUGGACAAGGUAAGGGUCAUCCUUCUUGGAAGAAAUCAUGGCAAGGGAGAAGCAAUCAGAAAAGGAAUGUUGCAUUCACGUGGUGAAAUACUUCUUAUGCUGGAUGCUGAUGGAGCAACUAAGGUCACUGACCUAGAAAAGCUUGAAAGUCAGAUUCGAGCUGUUGCCAAAAAGGAAUUUCACCAUGGAGAUUCAAGCGAUAGUGAUCCUAGCUUUAGAAUAUCUGAUAUCCCUGUAGCUGUAUUUGGUUCACGAGCUCAUCUAGAGGAGAAAGCUUUGGCUUCAAGGAAGUGGUACCGCAAUUUUUUGAUGAAGGGGUUUCAUCUUGUGGUUCUUUUGGCUGCUGGUCCUGGAAUUCGUGAUACACAGUGUGGUUUCAAGAUGUUUACUAGAGCUGCAGCCAGGAAGCUUUUUUCAAAUGUCCGCUUGAAAAGGUGGUGCUUUGAUGUUGAAUUAGUCUUUCUGUGCAAAUGGUUUGGGAUCCCAAUUUCAGAAAUUUCUGUGAAUUGGUCCGAGAUUCCAGGAUCUAAGGUGAAUCUUCUGAGUAUACCUAACAUGCUUUGGGAGCUUGUGCUCAUGUCUAUGGGAUACAGGACUGGUAUGUGGAGAAUUUCUAAUUCUACCUGAGCUUCAAUGAUAAAUUUCAACUGGGAAGAAAAGCGGCAUUUUCCUAUCAAAAGAAGACUGACCUCUUAUCUGAGAACCUAGAUUAUACUCCCAUGCCGGGCUUGAGGGACAAUAAUGCUAUAUUCAAAUUUUGUUGGACUAACCAUAACCUUCAGGAUUUUGCCGUUCAGGUUGGGGUCAUGGAGGCUUUGGUUUUUUACUGUUGCUAUUUCUUCUUGGUAGACAUAUUCAACAAUUCAUACUGAGAAAAGCUCCUGAUCACAUUAGUUUGCAUUUGUUUUCUUACGCAACCAAAAUAUUAUAUAGAUUACUUUUCAUUCCUUUGUUGCCAUUUGAAAGACAUUAUCUAACACUGGUAAGUCGUUGAUGCAUUUUGCACAUCAUCCUGGAAGUAAAUGGUAUGCCUGCCUGUUAAUACUGCGUUAGCAAAGCCGCGUACUCUGCCUAUAAAACAAGAAGCUGAAACCUUUUUGUUUUUGGUUGUUUGUUGUUGUCGUUUUUUCUUUAUUUUUCUUUCUGUUCUUAUGCUUUGGUUGCAAAUUGUAUAAUACAUUGACAUUGA